Stegodyphus dumicola is the source of this 675-nucleotide messenger RNA. RefSeq lists its product as uncharacterized. The record is from RefSeq and is a predicted model, not a curated record. Lineage: Eukaryota; Metazoa; Arthropoda; Arachnida; Araneae; Eresidae.
AUAAAAAGUCCAAAGAAUAUUCGUCCAGUCUUCAUAGAAUUUAUUUUGAUUGCGGAUCUGAGAUUUUGCUCUGUUGUAAAAAAGUUGGAUUACAUUUAGUUAAGCUACCCCGCUAGUGAAUUGCAAUGAGUCUACUGUUGUUCCUUGCCAUCGCCUCUACUAUCCUGGCAGCAUGCAACGGAUAUUCUUCAUCUAUGUCUUGUGUGAUGAACGCAAACGGCGAAAGGAUAUGUAAGCAUGAUAUUGAUCCGAAUGGAAAUUUUGCGAGUUCUGGAGCCAUGACGGACGGAUACAAUGGCCAAGUGUUCGCCAACGCAAACCGACAGCCUUACCCAAUUUACCCGAAUUCGAAUGGACAGCUUUCUGCCUUAGAAAAUCUGAUGAGAACUGUCAUGGGUCAAGAGAAUCCUUAUGCCAACAGGCCGAAUUAUCCCAUGAACUACGAUUACUACAAUUAUUUCUGACAGUCUACCCAUCUCUGAUGUCAGCAGCUGCAAUAAGAAAACAACGAAACGUCAGAUUUAUCUACUUUGUACUCACAAGCUCCUAACAUACCAUUCUCCUGUCUUCCCAGAGCUCCUAGUCACAAACACAUUUAUCUGCGUUUUUUGACGUUUGCGAUUUGUAAUGCAGAUGACAAUAAAUGCUGACUAUAAAAAAAGUCUUAAAACUGCA